AUGCGAGCCCUACCAAACGCAACAUCCGGAGCUCCACGUCAGAAAAAGGGGCAGGCGCAGCUGCCCCUCACGCAAGAGGCCCUCCAUGCGCCGCCCUCUAUCUGCGUCGUGCGGAUCGCCCACGACGCAUCCCAGCGCGUCACCGCAAGAGUGCGUACACACGCUAGGCGCAUCCAGCUUGCCUUGUGACUCUUGACUACUCCUAGACUACAGUGUAUCUUGCCGGAGCUUGGGAUAUUGGUACCGACCAUCGAUGGGCUUCGCGAUCGCGCAAUCCGGAUCAAGCGAGCGUGGGCCGACGGUUCGAGCUGA
Messenger RNA from Ceraceosorus bombacis, 312 nucleotides. Lineage: Eukaryota; Fungi; Basidiomycota; Exobasidiomycetes; Ceraceosorales; Ceraceosoraceae. The record is from the annotation of a GenBank genome assembly.